Trichomycterus rosablanca is the source of this 3433-nucleotide messenger RNA. It is a transcript of the gene srpx, whose product is annotated as sushi-repeat containing protein X-linked. Bases 18 to 1364 code for a protein of 448 amino acids. The record is from RefSeq and is a predicted model, not a curated record. Gene Ontology annotation, biological process: phagolysosome assembly. NCBI's taxonomy places the organism in Eukaryota, Metazoa, Chordata, Actinopteri, Siluriformes, Trichomycteridae. The transcript has 10 exons.
CUUCAGAACACUAAAACAUGGACACCAAGCAGUUUGUGUGUGUGCUUCUACUCCUGCAGUUCACUCUCUGUGUCGCGUAUGACGGGUCUGGGUACUGGCCCUACACAGAUGAUGAGGAUGUACGACAUACAGGUGUGCCGUGGUGUGCUCCAGCUAAAGUGAAGCACGGUCAUGUAAGGUGCCAGACACCACGCGGUGAGCGUUAUAAGAACGUGCUGGGAAGCCGCUGUAAGAUCCACUGUGAGAGAGGCUACGAGCUGGAGGGCAGCAAUGAGAUCGUCUGCAUGGUCACCAAGCAGUGGUCAGGAAAAUAUACCUGCAGAGAGGUUCGCUGCCCAAAGCUGGAAAUGCCCAUUAACGGUGGAUACAAGUGUUCCGAUGGCUCCUACUUCAACUCCCGUUGCCAGUUUUUCUGCUCGCCCGGAUACACACUCCGCGGAGACCGCAGUGUCACCUGCCAAAGCAGCAAGUCAUGGAGCGGUGGCCAGAGUGUGUGCGUGGACGUGGAUCCUCCAGUCAUUAAAUGUCCAAAUGUGAAGGAAAAGAUGGCUGAGCCCGGACAACUGACUGCAAAAGUCACCUGGGAGACACCAGAGGGUGAAGACACAGCAGAAGGCAUACUCACAGAUGUGGUUCUAAAAGGAAAACCACCAGGUACUUAUUUUACAGAGGGAAAUCAUAAACAAUCAUACACUGUUUUCGAUCGGGCUGGGAACAAGGCUACCUGUAAAUUCAACAUUAAAGUAAGAGUCCGGCGCUGCACACCACUUUCAGUUCCUGAAAAUGGCUGGAUGAAGUGUGACAGUGCAGGUGAUAACUACGGGGCAACAUGUGAAUUUCGCUGCCUGGGGGGCUAUGAGCUAAGAGGCAGCGCUGCCCGAGUUUGUCAGUUCAACAUGGAGUGGUCUGGCCUUGAAACGAGCUGUGCACCUAUGAACAUUAAUGUUGGAGUUCGUUCUGCUGCUGAACUGUUGGACCAGUUCUACGAGAAACGUCGCCUUCUUGUAAUCUCCACUCCCACAGCUGCCAAUCACUACUAUCGAUUCCUAAUGACUAAUUUGCAGCCUGCACAGUGCGGACUGGACUUAAGACAUGUGACUGUGAUUGAACUAGUAGGAACGUAUCCAGCUCAAAUCGGUCGCAUCAGAUAUCGAAUGCUCUCUCCAGGACUGGUCCUCCAACUCAGAAUGCUGCUGCAAUUGCCUCAGAACUCAUUUAAUCUGGUUCUGGUAGACAAGCACGGAGUGGACAAGCAGCGUUACACAUAUCCAGUCACAGCAGCAGAGAUCUUCAGCAUCAUUGACACCUUCCCUCUGCGUACUGAAGAGGCCCUUUUGCAGAAAGAGGCAGGACAUAGCUGCUAGAUUCACCAUUUACAGUUAGACAACUUGCUGUUUCAGCCUGGAUUUAAACCUAGUUGAUCUGCAGGGAGAUGCAGGACUGAGCUGCUACACACACACAAACACCAAUGCAUGAGUGAGUUUCAUUUGUAUCUGUAUGUAAUUUUUUUAUCUGUAUGUAAUUUUGUAUCUGUAUGUAAUUUUUUGCUAUAUAUUGUGUAUCCUGAGUCUAUAUUUAUGUUAAUUCUGGUGGUUCAAUGUAAAUUGCUUUACUGAUUUAUUCAUGGAUUAAGAAAUAACCAAGCUAAACUUUCUGAAAUGUCAUCUAUUUUAAGCACCACUCAUUUAUCUUCAGUAGCAGCUUCAUCUUAAUCCAAACUCUAUCCUGAAAAUAUAAUACACCCUGAACAUGUCACUGAUCAAUUAUCCACCUGACCAGCUUUAACUGAUUAGCCAAGGGCCACAGGUUUUUCCUCAAGAAACUGGGAAAAAGCGUCUCAGAAUACAAUAGCUGACAACAGCAGAAGACCAUAUCGAAAUUUAUUUUUGACUGCGAAGAACAGAAAUCAGAAGCUACAUUGGGACAACUUUUACCAAAACUGGACUGGUAAAAAGUCAAAAAAACAUUACGUGAUCUGAUAUAUCUGCUAAAACACUCAUGCAAAAUGGCACAGACAGAAUUUGAUGUCAACAGAAGGAGCUCAUUAACCCAACUCGCCUUGUAUCAACAGUUCAGUGCUGACCAUGUGCAUUCAUUUAUGGCCUUAAUUUGUAUUCUUAUAAUGUAAAUGAUCAGAAUGAUAAUGCACCAUGUGACAAAAUGCAAUCAUUUCAAAAAGGUUCAUGUACAUGAAAAUCUUAAAAGAAUGUUUCCAACAUGUGAAAUCCAUGCUGCCUGUUGUUGGGCUCCUCUCAGUAUUGUUAUAUUGUUUAUUAUAUAUUAUAUAAAAUUACCAGUAUUUGCAAAAACUAAAGCCAUAAAACUGAGACCGUUCCAACUUGUUUGCAAAAAUAAAACCCCUUAAUAUUCUCUAAAAUAAGUUUAAUCCGACAGAACUGUUUUGUUAACAUUAUUCUUUAUUUUACUUUGAACAGAACAAAAUACUUACUUUAUUUAAUUUUAUUUUUACUGUCCGUUCACCUGGAAUCACUGUGCAAUGCAUUUAUACAUCCUGGACUGGACUCUAAUCCAUUGCAGGGUCUCGGUCAUUCCCGCCUUCCCAGACAUAGCCAAUCAUGUCUGUGUGUAGACGCCAAACUAGCCAAUAGCACCACUGGGACUUAAACUCUCGAUCCCAGAGGUAUUGGGCCAGAGCGAAUCGGUCUGCGAUACCCACUACACCUGCCAGCAGAGGGUGCUCAGGAUAACUAACAGUAGUUCAAAAUAAAGCUCAGGUCCCAUCGCUAAUGCACUGCAGGUAAAUUCAACAUUACAUAAGCCGGAUGUAAAUGAAAUUACAUUAUACUGUAGUAAUUUAAGUAAUAAAAUAAAUAAAGUUUAUAAAUAAAUAAAAGUUUAAUAAUUCCGACUGAAUUACAAAGGCUUCCCCAUGUUUGAUCGCGGUUAUUUGUAGCGACUGUCAGGUUAUUUAAUUUCGCCGGCAAUCGAUUCACGAACCGAAUCGGUUCUUGUUCAACUUGUUCAGAUUUAAUGACACUCAGCACUAGGGUUGCCAACCGUCCCGUAAAAUAUAGAAUCGUUCCUCAUUGGAAACUAAACGUGGUGUUCCGUAUUGAACUGAUAUAAGACGUGCUUUGUUCCGUACGAUGUGUAUGAAACAGAAGGAAACUGCUGCUACCAUGGGAAUUAGAAAAGGUUUGGUUAUUAUUUUAAGUAUUGUUCACUUUUUUUACUCCACUGUUUGAGUAGCGCAGUGGGCAGAGCGCAUCGUGCAUAUUUUUCCGCCCUAGGUUCGAAUCCGGCUUAGGGCGAAACUAAAGUAACACAAGCAGGGCCGGCACUAUGGGGGAAGAUGUAAAAAUGCUGUUUGCACUAUUGAGAAAAGAUGUUACAUGUUCUUUAUGCAUGUUGUUUUGCCUAAAAUAUGGUUCUGAUUCAUUAUUAUAAAGAAUGAAAAUACUAAAUGUUAAAC